AUGGCGACUCCUCUGGAAAGUAGCAUUGGUGCUGCUGUUCAAAUCUUACAAGUGAUCAUUGAUUUGUCCAGUAGAAUCAAAUCUGCUGCCGACAAAAGGGCUCUAUCUUUACUGAUUAGUCAAAGCCAAAACGAAGUCACCUCCCUCAAAGAUAUUGUGAUGACGAUCGGGGAAGAAGAAUCACUACAGACUAAGACUAUCAUCGAGGAAAUCGCAAUAAUACAAGAACUAGCUAUUAGCCUCGAAGACUUGCUCAAGACAAUGGAAUCUGCAGGAUUUCUUGGCAGAUUUAGACAUGGGGAUGAUCACAGAGACGAGCUGAGAACUCUAACGGCCGAAAUCUCGAGAGUGAAAUCGAACUUGAUGAUGAAAAUUCAGAGCGCUCAUGUCGGCUUGACCGUUUCGUCCAAUCAGAGAUUUAUAGUGCAAAUGGAUAAGAUUGAACAGGUGGAUGCGAAUCUGAAGAGACUGAUUUCGGGAUUUGAAGGUUUGAUGAUCAGGGAUUAUUUGCAUGGACGAGAACAAAGCUCUGACGGUACUAUUCUCCUUGACGAGUCUGAUCUAGUGGAUCUCGGAUUAAAGACAAAGGAAGAUGGCCCAUAUCAGGACGGCUCUCGGCUCAUUGAUAACAACAUCGCGAUUGGACAGGCUAUCAUGAUUAACGGAACCAUUGGCAUUGAGGGAUUUGUCGAACCAAAGCACGUCAAAAUCACCAACAACGUUGCCCAAAACCAGGCAACCAUGGUCAAUGCCUCUAUCUCGGAGAAGACAUGGGAUCAGGUCAGAGAGGAGAGAGUCAAAAUGAUCAACCUCUUAGCUGACAAGGGUCUCCUCACUGGGGAGAACAUUACAAAGGCUUUACAGAGGGACCCCGAACAGAAUGUCACUGAUCGUGUGAGAGAGGGAAGAGUUGAAAGAUCUCGAGUUAGUGAGAAAGUCCGUGGAGCAGAUGCGACGAAGGCUGAGACCUAA
Trichoderma virens Gv29-8 is the source of this 972-nucleotide messenger RNA. RefSeq lists its product as uncharacterized. Lineage: Eukaryota; Fungi; Ascomycota; Sordariomycetes; Hypocreales; Hypocreaceae. The transcript has 4 exons. Bases 1 to 972 code for a protein of 323 amino acids. The record is from RefSeq and is a predicted model, not a curated record.